This is a messenger RNA of Mastomys coucha (southern multimammate mouse), 778 nucleotides long. RefSeq names its product thioredoxin like 4A (gene Txnl4a). Gene Ontology annotation, biological process: mRNA splicing, via spliceosome. Gene Ontology annotation, cellular component: spliceosomal complex; U5 snRNP; U4/U6 x U5 tri-snRNP complex. The transcript is spliced from 4 exons. The record is from RefSeq and is a predicted model, not a curated record. The coding region runs from base 172 to 600 and encodes 142 amino acids. Lineage: Eukaryota; Metazoa; Chordata; Mammalia; Rodentia; Muridae.
GGCGUCCCCGCGCAUGCGCGUGACGUCGGCGUGCGCCUGCGCAGCAGCGCUGAAAAGCGUCAGCGCGUGACGGCGCGGGAGGCGCUGGUGCUGGGUGGAGGACGCGGUGGUCGGGCCGCGUGGGCUCACACGAGGUAGCUCGCGGCGUCCGGCCGCGCAGGCGCGCUCAAGAUGUCGUACAUGCUUCCGCAUCUGCACAAUGGCUGGCAGGUAGAUCAGGCCAUCCUUUCGGAGGAGGACCGCGUGGUCGUCAUUCGCUUCGGACACGACUGGGAUCCCACUUGCAUGAAGAUGGACGAGGUUCUGUACAGCAUCGCCGAAAAGGUUAAGAAUUUUGCAGUUAUUUAUCUUGUGGAUAUUACAGAAGUGCCUGACUUCAACAAGAUGUACGAGCUGUACGACCCCUGCACUGUCAUGUUCUUCUUCAGAAACAAACAUAUCAUGAUUGAUUUGGGCACUGGCAACAACAACAAGAUCAACUGGGCCAUGGAAGACAAGCAAGAAAUGGUUGACAUCAUAGAGACCGUGUACCGUGGCGCCCGCAAAGGCCGGGGUCUGGUGGUGUCUCCCAAGGACUAUUCUACCAAGUACAGAUACUGAGCACUGCCCUAAGGCCGUGCAAAGGACUCUGGGAGCCUCUUCCGAGAAACACUCUGCUCUCAUAUUCUCUGGAGACCCUGCAGCAGAACAUUGCUGUUGGGCUGGAGGAUCCUUGAGAUGAGGGUUACAGGGCCUUAACUACCUGAAGCAAAUAAACCUGGUAAAGGAACAGUAGGAA